Messenger RNA from Phaethon lepturus (White-tailed tropicbird), 384 nucleotides. RefSeq names its product DNA primase large subunit-like. The record is from RefSeq and is a predicted model, not a curated record. Gene Ontology annotation, cellular component: alpha DNA polymerase:primase complex. Gene Ontology annotation, biological process: DNA replication, synthesis of primer. The annotation marks the transcript as partial. NCBI's taxonomy places the organism in Eukaryota, Metazoa, Chordata, Aves, Phaethontiformes, Phaethontidae. The transcript has 4 exons.
CUGCAGUUCUACCUGGAGCCCCCCACGGAAAACAUCUCGCUGGUGGAGUUUGAGAGCUUUGCCAUCGACCGCCUGAAGCUUCUCAAAAUAGUUGAAAACCUUGGUGUGAGCCAUGUAAAAAGUGGUGAGUCAUACAAAACUAAGCUGGGGACUGAGCUCCGGAAACUUAAGUUUGCCUACAAAGCUUUGGCUGAGGAUGAUUACGAGGCAAGAAGAAAAGACCAUAUCUCUCAUUUUAUACUCCGCCUUGCUUACUGUCAGUCUGAGGAUCUCAGGCGUUGGUUUCUUCAACAAGAAAUGGAUCUCUUGCGAUAUCGCUUCAGUGAACUAACUGACAGUUUAAGGCAGAAAUUCCUGGAACAUAUUAACUUAUCUUUUGAAGCU